CUAACGACAAAAACUAAGACAUUAUAUAAUGAAGAUUGAAGAAGAGGUCAGGCCGAGACUCAUUUGACUUGGGGGCCCAAAAAGGAGGAGAAGAAAUGAGUGGCACUCCCAAAGACAGCACUAAUGAAGAGGUCCACGAUGCACUCUUGGAGUACUCGGGGGCUGAACACAUAAGCUCAGAGCUAGAAGACGCACUGUCAGAUACAGGGUUGUCGAAACACCGGCGACUACAAAAGGCCACCGCCGUUGAGCUCAAAAAUCUUUUCCGGCUGGCAGCUCCGGCCAUCAUUGUUUACUUGCUCAACAAUGUUACUUCCAUGUCUACCCAGAUUUUCUGUGGGCAUCUUGGUAAUCUCCAACUUGCUGCUGCUUCCCUUGGCAAUAAUGGCAUCCAACUCUUGGCUUAUGGAGUCAUGCUUGGAAUGGGAAGUGCAGUAGAGACACUAUGUGGACAAGCCUAUGGAGCGCACAAGUACGAAAUGCUUGGAAUUUAUCUCCAAAGGUCGACCAUUCUUCUCUUGCUGGCGGGACUACCCCUCUUAGUGGCAUAUCUAUUCUCCAAACAAAUUUUGCUCUUAUUAGGAGAGUCCAAAUCCGUGGCUUCGGCAUCCGCCCUCUUCGUCUACGGUCUGAUCCCGCAAAUUUUUGCUUAUGCUGCAAAUUUUCCGAUACAGAAAUUCUUGCAGUCCCAAAGCAUCGUAAAUCCUAGUGCAUAUAUAUCAGGAGUAACACUAAUUUUGCACAUCUUCCUUACGUGGGUGGCAUUGUAUGUGUUGGGGUGGGGAUUGUUGGGCGCGGCUCUCGUGCUGAGCUUUUCGUGGUGGAUCAUAGUUGUAGCGCAGUUUGUGUACAUAUUGUUGAGCAAGCGUUGCGAGAAGACGUGGGGAGGGUUCAGCCUUGGUGCAUUUUCUGGGCUGUGGGAUUUCUUCAAGCUCUCUAUUGCAUCAGCUGUGAUGUUGUGUUUGGAGACGUGGUACUUCCAGAUUCUGGUCUUGAUUGCUGGUUUGCUUCCUAAUCCUGAGGUUGCCUUGGAUUCUCUCGCCGUUUGUUCAACAAUUCUUGGAUGGGUGUUCAUGAUAUCUGUAGGUUUCAAUGCUGCAGCAAGCGUGAGAGUGAGCAAUGAGCUGGGGGCAGGGCAUCCCAAGUCGGCUUCAUUUUCGGUCAUAGUGGUGACGCUGAGUUCUUUCCUAAUUGCGGCGGCGAUUGGGAUUAUGGUCAUCAUCUUCCGCCACAAGCUUAGCUACGUCUUCACCGGCGGUGAAACCAUUGCCAAUGCAGUGUCAGAUUUGGCCCCUCUUUUGUCCGUCUCCAUUCUCCUCAAUGGCAUUCAACCGGUUCUUUCUGGGGUGGCUGUAGGGUGUGGAUGGCAAGCAUUUGUGGCCUACGUUAACGUAGGAUGCUACUAUGUUGUCGGUAUUCCCGUAGGUUCUGUCCUUGGUUUCAAAUUCCAACUUGGAGCUAAGGGAAUUUGGCUGGGGAUGCUUGGAGGAACAGCCAUGCAGACCCUUAUACUGUUGUGGGUCACUUUCCGCACUAACUGGGAUAAAGAGGUUGAAGUAGCGAGAAACCGGUUAAAAAAGUGGCAGGAUAAGGGGGAUUUGCUGAAUGAUUGACACGGAAUUUACAAGUUGUAGGUGCCGUGAUAUUUAUGUCGAUUUUAUAUACACAUGAAACAUAAUUGGGCUGUGCCUAGAUCGUUGUAUUGGCUUAAAGAAAAUAAAUAAAAAAAAAGGAUGCAGUACGUGUUCAUAACUACUCCGUAUGUAUAACAUGGCAACAUGUAGCGCUAGUCUCACUUUAAUAAAUCUGAAUUUUCACUAAAUGAGCAUGGCAUGAUUUCUUCACC
Messenger RNA from Cuscuta europaea, 1846 nucleotides. The record is from the annotation of a GenBank genome assembly. NCBI's taxonomy places the organism in Eukaryota, Viridiplantae, Streptophyta, Magnoliopsida, Solanales, Convolvulaceae.